CUGCCCCUUAACGAAGGAGCGCCUGCACCGCUUCCGUCUGAGGACCAUACUCCCUCUCCGAAAGUUGCUGCUCUUGUUGAAGAGAUAGCCAAUCUGAGUUUGCUUGAUGUGGCAGACCUUAAUCGUGCACUGAAGAAACGUCUCAAUAUCGCUGAUCAACCGAUGAUGCACCCUGGUAUGAUGAUGGCUGCUCAGGCACCAGCGGCAGCUUCCACAGAAGCAGCCAGUUCAUCGGAGCCUGACGUGCCACAGAAAAUGACGUUUAGCGUGAAGCUAACCAAGUUUGACGAUGCCAAAAAGAUUGCUCUUAUCAAGGAAAUCCGCACAGCUAUUUCUGGUCUCAACCUCGUGCAAGCGAAGAAGUUCGUUGAAACAGCGCCGGUAGUGGUUAAAGAAGACAUGGGGAAGGCGGAAGCUGAGGAGUUGAAAGCUACACUUGAGAAGGCAGGCGCGACUGUUGAAAUAGUUUAA
This is a messenger RNA of Ostertagia ostertagi, 471 nucleotides long. The record is from the annotation of a GenBank genome assembly. NCBI's taxonomy places the organism in Eukaryota, Metazoa, Nematoda, Chromadorea, Rhabditida, Trichostrongylidae.